CCGGACGUUGGCGGGUGUCACAUCCGGCGGGAGGGGCGGGGCUCGCGGAUCCCGGAAGUGUGGCGCUGGCCGCGGCGGACUCCGUGGCUGCGGCGGCGGCGGCGGCGGCGGCCCCGGCAGGGAGAGAUGGAGACGCUCAGGGACAAGACGCUGGAGGAGCUGGAGAAGAUGCAGAGUGACCCCGAGGCCAUCGACCGGCUGGCCCAGGAGGCCCCCGAGGUCCAGGACCUGCAGCUGGAGCGGGAGAUGGCGCUGGCCACCAACCGCAGCCUGGCCGAGCAGAACCUGGAGUUCCAGGGCCCCCUGGAGGUCAGCCGUGCCAACCUCUCCGACAAGUACCAGGAGCUUCGGCAGCUGGUGGAGCGGUGCCAGGAACACCGGGCCAAGCUGGAGAAGUUCUCCUCGGCGCUACAGCUGGGCACCCUGCUGGACCUGCUGCAGGUUGAAGGCAUGAAGGUGGAGGAGGAGUCGGAGGCCGUGGCUGAGAAGUUCCUGGAGGGCGAGGUGCCCCUGGACACGUUCCUGGAGACCUUCUCGGCGCUGCGGGUACUGUCCCACCUGCGCCGUGUGCGCGCCGAGAAGCUGCAGGAGGUGAUGCGCGCGCCCCCCGCGGCCCAGGGGGACGCGGCGCCCCCGCGCCCGCCGCCGCCGCUGCCGCCGCCGACCCCGCCGCGCCCGGAGCCCCCCGCCACGCCCCCCACGGUGCCCGAGGAGCCGCGGCCCGCGCCCAUGCCCCCCUACCCGCUGCCCUACAGCCCCACGCCCGGCCUGCCCACGGGGCCCAUGGCGCACGGCGCGCUCCCGCCCGCGCCCUUCCCCACGCCGCCCCCCACCGUGCCCCCCGCCUUCUGGUCGCCCCCGCGCGCCCCGCCCGGGGUCCCCCCGGGGGUCGCGGGCCCCGGCUAUCCCGUGGCGGGGGGCCGGCCCAGCAGCUCCGGGUACCCACAACAGCUCCCCUACCCUGUGUCCAGAGGGAGAGCCCCGUACCCCACACAACCCCCCUACCCCACACAGCCCCCGCCCGCGGGGCCCCCGCGGCCCCCCUACCCGCUGGGCCCUGCACCCCCCUACGGCUUCCCCCGACCCCAGGGCCCUGCCUGGCACGGGUACUAGCCCUGCCCGCUUGCCGCCUGUGGUUGGGGGAGUCCCGGCCCCCCAGGGGCCUGUGAGCACAUG
This is a messenger RNA of Sorex fumeus (smoky shrew), 1176 nucleotides long. It is a transcript of the gene VPS37C, whose product is annotated as VPS37C subunit of ESCRT-I. Gene Ontology annotation, biological process: protein targeting to membrane; protein targeting to vacuole; ubiquitin-dependent protein catabolic process via the multivesicular body sorting pathway. NCBI's taxonomy places the organism in Eukaryota, Metazoa, Chordata, Mammalia, Eulipotyphla, Soricidae. The record is from RefSeq and is a predicted model, not a curated record. Gene Ontology annotation, cellular component: ESCRT I complex.